AUUGUUUAACAAAGAAAAAAAUGAUUUGAAGAAGGGGUAGAAUGAUUUUGACCGAAAGAUUUGUGUGUCUGAGAUUGCGAGGAGUGAGUGAGUGAGUGAGUGUUGUCUUCUUCUUCGUUCAGCUCCGCAUGGAGCUUUCUUCUUCUUCAUCUUCUCUUUAUGCUCAUUCCAUUAUUCCCACAUGGAAUUCCUCUUUCAAACUACCCAUUGCUGCUAACUCCACAAACAAACCUUCUCUUUUCUUCUCUCCAUUUUCCAAACACCUUCCUUCAAUUGCUCUCUCCCAUCAUCAUUAUUCAACUUUCUCAACUCAUGUUUCAACAUCAAAGAGACCCAUUUCCAUCAGGGCCUGCAGUGAAGUUGGAGCUGCUGGAUCCGAUCGUCCAUUUGUGGACAAAGUUUUAGAUUUGAAAGAUGCAUGCUGGAGAUUUUUAAGGCCACAUACUAUACGUGGUACAACACUAGGUUCUGUUGCUUUGGUGUCGAGAGCAUUGAUCGAGAACUCAAAUAUGAUAAAGUGGUCUCUUUUGCUAAAAGCAUUCUCUGGUCUUUUUGCCCUGAUUUGUGGGAAUGGUUAUAUAGUUGGCAUCAAUCAAAUAUAUGACAUUAGCAUUGACAAGGUAAACAAACCUUAUUUACCUAUAGCUGCAGGAGAUCUUUCUGUCCAAUCUGCAUGGUUAUUGGUGAUAUUCUUUGCAGCAGCUGGCUUAUUGAUUGUGGGAUUGAACUUUGGACCCUUUAUUUUUUCUCUUUACUCCUUUGGCCUUUUUCUUGGUACUAUAUAUUCCGUUCCUCCACUUAGGAUGAAACGCUUUCCUGUUGCAGCGUUUCUUAUUAUCGCUACGGUACGUGGUUUUCUACUUAACUUUGGUGUGUACUAUGCCACUAGAGCUGCUCUUGGACUUGCUUUCGAGUGGAGUUCCCCUGUGGUUUUUAUCACAACUUUCGUAACAUUUUUCGCGUUGGUAAUUGCUAUAACAAAAGAUCUUCCAGAUGUUGAAGGAGAUCGCAGGUAUCAGAUAUCGACCUUUGCUACAAAACUCGGAGUUCGGAACAUUGCUUUCCUUGGUUCUGGAAUUUUGCUGAUGAACUAUGUUGUUACCAUAUUGGCGGCAAUUUAUAUGCCACAGGCUUUCAGGCGAUGGUUAUUGAUACCAGCUCAUACAAUUUUUGCAUCAAGUUUGAUUUACCAGGUGCAGAUCUUAGAAAAAGCAAAUUAUACAAAGGACGCGAUAUCAGGAUUCUAUCGAUUCAUAUGGAACCUGUUCUAUGCUGAGUAUGCAUUAUUUCCUUUCAUCUAGCAAAAUGUGCUACAUUUUUUUCUUGGAACAUGCAUAGGAAGAAAGAUCUCCGUUGUAUCGUAUCGAAUAUCUACUCGUAAACUAUUAAUAUUUUUUUAAAUAAGUUGAGUAUUUUUGUAUAUAGUAUAGUGUUUCUUUUUUAAUUAGAUGUAAUGUAAUGCCAUCAGAAUUGUAUACAACGGCAGAUUUCAUAAUCUUUCAUGGACAAUAUUUUGUAGUGUUUUAUUACAUUUUAUGCAUGCCAUUGACACAUGCUAUUUUAUCUUUAUAA
Cicer arietinum (chickpea) is the source of this 1572-nucleotide messenger RNA. Its product is annotated as homogentisate solanesyltransferase, chloroplastic. Gene Ontology annotation, cellular component: membrane. The record is from RefSeq and is a predicted model, not a curated record. Gene Ontology annotation, molecular function: prenyltransferase activity. NCBI's taxonomy places the organism in Eukaryota, Viridiplantae, Streptophyta, Magnoliopsida, Fabales, Fabaceae.